Ceratitis capitata (Mediterranean fruit fly) is the source of this 5858-nucleotide messenger RNA. RefSeq names its product FK506-binding protein 5. Bases 454 to 4515 code for a protein of 1353 amino acids. Gene Ontology annotation, molecular function: histone binding. The transcript is spliced from 5 exons. NCBI's taxonomy places the organism in Eukaryota, Metazoa, Arthropoda, Insecta, Diptera, Tephritidae. The record is from RefSeq and is a predicted model, not a curated record.
UGUUACAGUUGCGGCGAACAACAACAGCAAAGUGUCACAAAAUGUGUUAUUCCAAUCAAAAACAUCGAAUUUUGUUCAUUUUCUUCGGGAAAAAAUCGAGAAGAAAACAAAAAGACUGCAAUACAAUAGAAGGCAGCACGGCGAAAAUCGCAUUUAACUUGCGAUAUAUGAAUUAUUGCAGAAGUAGUCAAUUAUUCGCCGUCGAAUGUGGAUAUUCUCGAUUUGCUAUACCAUUAAAGUGCGCCGGGACAAUUAAUCCAGCCCUCCUGUAUAAAAUAUCUAAAAUUUUUAUAAUCCAGUAGAACACGUAGACAUAAAUUUUAUUAUCAAAUUGUGGUAGAAGUGGUAUUUCAGACGAAAAUUUGCGCGGUACCAAACUGUGAUAUAAAAAGAAUAAGGGCGACUAAGCGAGCCAACCUCAUGUGAAAAAAGCGGAAUAUUCGCAGUGAAAAAAUGAGUUCUGUGAUUGUGUUGGACUCCUCGGAUGAAGAAGAGGUGCCAGCGAAAAAGGCUUUCAUUGCACCUUCAAUACCAGCAACAAUAACCCCCAUUAAAGGAAAUGCGGGCGCAAAUCAAACGAAGAUGAAAAAAACAAAACCACGUCCAAUUCCAAGCGGCAUAACAAUCACGCGUCGUAGUCCUGUUAAUGUAUCCACAAGCGGUCCAACCACGAGUAGUUCUAAUACAUCUAACAGCGGUAUUUUUUCCAUAAGCCCGAUUGAUGAUGCGAAAACAGCGACUAUAUCAGCGGCCACCUUAGCAGCUACAACUAAACUAAAUUCAUUAAUGGCUAAGACGACUGCAACAAACUUAAUAAAAGUAAAUUCAGUGACAACUUUAAAUAAUGCGAAGGAAAGGCAAACGUCCACACCACCAAGAUAUCUUGCACAGCAGACAAUCCAAAAAGUCCAACAAACGCAGCAAAUAGCGACAACAACAAACAAGCAGCUACAACAGAAGCCAUUGCCACAGAUGCAACAAUUACAACAAGGUUUACCUUUGUUAUCGCAGUUGCCACAACUGCAACCUUCGCCAUCGGUCUUACGAAAACGUUUGUCCCACACAGCAUCACCCACAACACAUUUACAACAGCAGCAACAGCAACAGCAGCAACAACAGCCACAGCCACCGAAACUGCAAAAGUCAAAGCAGCAGCUGAAUCCGCCUAAGUUACAACAACAACAACACAAACAACAACAACAACAACAGCAACAUCAACAGAAGUCGCCAUCCUUAGCACUUGACACACAAGCACGCAAACUAAAUACACCACCUGCCACAAUGACAGCCAUCGGCACCGUUAGUAAUAUCUCAACAACGUCCACCGCCACACUGCUGCCAAUGAUCUCAUCGGUGCAGUCGAUGGCAGCAAGCGCAACACCGCCACUGCAAUUGUUGGCCACACCGCCACAUAGUGCGGCCACCACAUUCAGCGAUCAGCAAUUAUUCAGUCCAAAAUUAAUGCACACCACAUGCAGUUUGCCACCUUCGACUACGGUAACAGCGGCGCGAACACAAGUCGCCAACAGCAUUAAUGCCAAUUACAAUAGCAAUAGUAAUACUGGUGGUAGUGUUGGUUACAUCAAUAAUAAUAAUAAUAAAAAUUUUAAUAAUAAUUUCAAAAUAAUGUUACCACCAAAAAGUAGCAAUAGCAACAACAUUGCUGGCUCAAAUCCAGCAACAUCAAUGACACCCACGCCACCAUCGACACCAACACUGGCUACACCAGUAGCAUUACAACAAGCAAACACCGGACCGCGCAUAGCUUAUGUGAAUAGUCUUGCAACGCAAAUCAGCAGUGCUGCUAAUAAAACAAAUAACGGUAAAAAUUUGGGAAAUUUCACCAGCAAAUCGAAAACUUCAUCAUCAACAGCGUCUAUAGUGCCCAUAGCAAUCACUGCAGCAGCACAAGCAUUGCCAUCAUUGGCUAUGACACCACCCGCAACGCCAGCAUCAACCGCUGCAACAUCAGCGAGUGCGACAACGAAUCCAUUACUCGGUGUACGUCGCGUCAAGCCAACAACAUUGUUGCGUAAAAAUGAUGAAGCUUGGCAGAAGCGCACAACCACGCCAACAACAGCAAUAACAAGUGCGAAAAAAUACAAUGAUGACGAUUUAGUAUUAGAACUACUGCCACAUGACAGUGAUAAUGCCAGAACACAGUCGCGCAGUUUUACAAAGGCCCAACAGCCAGCCAUGCAAAGUUUAAAAACAACAGAUACAAAACUAAGCAACAAACUCUCAAAUGUGUAUACUAAAAAGCCAGCAAGCAAUAAACCCGCCUAUCCGUUGAAAAUUGAUUUGACGGCGUCGCCUGAGAAGACUACUCCUAGUCGACGUGUAGAAACUAUAACAAUUUCACCAACAACGUCGCCCACAUCAGCAACAAUGGCGAAGAAUAAAUCCGUUGGUGAGUCGGUUGUGUCAAACGGCGUCGGUACGGUGCAGCCACCUAAAUGUAACACACCGACUGGUAGUGAAAAAAGUAAGCCUACGGAAGAGCGUCUACCGCUAACAAGUGAUUAUGAGGAGCUGCUCAAAGCCUGUCGAGAAGCGGACGCAUCGCCAGAUAUGGAGAAACUUGUCAAAACAAAACUAGUAAAAUAUUAUUAUAAUGUACACCCGGAUUUUGUACGUUCCAAAGGUUUUGGCAAGAGCCUCCGUACGGUUAUAACAAAUAUACGAAAGGAGCCAGAUUUGGUUUAUCUACACUUAAAGACAAUAGUUGACGAAUUGAAAGUGCGUAGCAAGAAUAAGGACGUUGCGCCGGUCGCGCUGGUGAAGACAGAGGAGGAAGAGGGGGUGGAAAAAGAGAAAGAGAAAACGGAUAGUAGCACAAGUGUAGAGAAAGAUAAAGAUAAAGAGAAAGUUAAAGAUAAGGAUAAGGAAAAGGACAAAGCGCAAAGUGCAGUUAGUGGCAGCAGUAGUGGACCAAUUGAAGACAUUAGCACCAGUACUGGUAAUAAACAUACCGACGAGCAGAUUAAGAAGCUAAACAAAGCGUUAUAUAUACUUACAAAGCGCAUUGAGGUGUUAGAGUCCGCCGAGGUGGAUUGGGAUGAUGAGGAUUCGAGUUAUUUGCAAGUGGAGCGUUUUAAGAAACGCGCUUGUCAGAUAUAUGAGAAAAUAUGUGAUCUUACCGGUGAGAGCAAGAAUGCGCAUCGUUUGGUUAAGAAACCAAUACAUUUCAAUGGCACUACAUACACCCAAUUCAAUAAGACACUGCAGGCGUUCAUCAAUCGUACGCGUGAAUUUCCCGACUACUUUGACGUGUUGCGCAUGUUAGAACACUGUAAUCGCCAGUAUGAUUAUGCUUUAGCGAGUUUCGAAAUAAAACGCAUCGCGCACGAUGCGUUCAUGAAGGUUGGCAAAUUGUUGCAGUCGCGUCGUAAGACUGAUCUCUACGAGACCGUUACACAUUUCACGGCACACGAAAAGGAUCCUGCCGCUGUGGACGCUGAGUUGCUCGCAAAACUAAGCGAAAAUCAAAAGAAGCGGACACGCAUCAGUGACGUGAUUGAAAAAUACGCACGUGAACAAGAUAUGGCUAGGGAGGAGUUAAAGGAAGCACGUCAAGCGAAAGUUGCAAAACUUUCAAAGAGUGAAGAUGACGAAGCGGAUGACGACACACUUGAUGCGGUGGCCAGCACUAGUGCGCAUGCGGCGAAAGCUGCAGAAUUAAAGAAAAGCCGACAUAAAACAGAAAAUGGCAAAACUACGGUAGGCAACGAGAACGAUGUCUUGUUAGAUGAUGACGAUGAAGAUGAGGAUGACGAAGAGGAAGACGAUGAUGAGCAAGUGAAUGGCAGUGAUUUAGAUGCCGAUGUGGAAAAGUUAGCUAAUGGUGAGCUCUCAGACGUCGAAUCCGAUACGGAAAUUGUUAACAACAAACAAGCUACAGGUGACGUAAUUACAAAGGUUGCGAGUCGUAAAGAAGAGGAGGAAUCAAUAGCACAAAAGAACACGCAUCACAAAACGUCAACAACUGAUACAGCUACUGACAGUGCUAGUGAUAGCGCAACAACGAAAACUGAAUCCAAAUCAGUUAAUAUUGCCACAAAUUCACAUCCAGUUGUUACGCCUAACGCAAGUAAACAAACUGCAGCAGCACCUACGCCAGCUAAACUACCCGUUAAUAACAAUGCAAUGAGAGAAAAGACUGCCGUGCCAUUAGCUAACGAAGCGCCAAAGUUAAGAACAGUGGACAUGAGUAAAUUAACCAACGUAACCGCCACGGAAACAACAACGGUAGCGAACGGUUGUGCAAAGCCGGUAACAGCUCAGAGUGGUAAUAAUAAGCCGCCACCACCACAACAACAAACAACAGCAACUCAAGCAACAGGUUUAAAAAUAGUUUCCGUCUCAAGCAUAAAAAACGUGGAAAUUGUGGAUAAUAAAAGUCAAAGUAAUUUAGUUAAUCCACAAAGUAAUCAAGCAAAAAUACAAAAACCGCCGAAUGAGUUGAAAAGACAACGCACAGUUGCAGAAAUUGUCAUAUCCGAUGAGGAGUCGUAGUUAUGGCUGCAAGCGUUGCAGCAAUUUUCGCUGUACACAAGCAAAUAAUAUUUUAAAUACAUACAUAUAUAUGUACUUAUGUAUGCAAAGCUAUUACAUAUUAAUUUUGAGGUGAAAUUAAUUAAGUUUUUAUUUGUUUUCUGCUGAAUGAGCGCAAUAAUUUUGAACUGUGUUAGAAAUCUACUUAAAGACAGUUUAUCAACAAAAAAUAAAAAAAAGAAAAUUCAGCAUAAAGAAUUGAUGCUGAUUAAAAAUUAAAACACGUAUACACUACUUAUGUCAAGAAGUUGACGUUUAGUUAUUUAUUUAUUUUUUUUUUAAUUAUAUAAACUCUAAUUCUAAUAUAUAUAAAUUUUCAAAUUGUUGUUAUUGCCAUCGCAAACGGAAAACUUCUCGUUUUCUUUUUUAUACUUUACCACAAUGAGUUGUAAAUUUUGAAGCCUCAGCCCAGUAUGAUUACUAAAAAUUUCAUUGUAAAUAAGUAUACUAUUAAGCGCAUAAGCAUACAUAUUCAAUAUGUACACUUUCGUUUCAAACAUUUCGAGAAGAUAUUCUUCAUUCAUUCAUUAUUGGCUUAUAUUAAAGUAUUUUUUAAGAUAAUUACGUGGUAGACUAAAAAAAAUAUAUAUGAAAUAGUCACUCUUGCAAUGUUCGAUAUUGCAUUUGGUAUUACGCUUAUUAAUACAUACAUACAUACAUAUGUGUGUUUAAACGUAUACUAGGGAGCAACUCCCAUUAAUCUAUAUAAGAAAACUAAACAACAAAAUACUUUUGAAUAAUUAUAAAUAGCUAACUAUGUAUGUAUGUAUAAAACCGAAUUUUUUUUUUUUUUUUUGGAAAAAUGUAGAAAAAAUCAUUAGUUUUAAGCAAUCACUACUGGGUCACAAUUCUUCAUUUAACUGUAAAUUGUAAAUCAAUAUAGAAAUUUAAGUAUUAUAACUGAAAAAUUAGAAGUAUAUGUAUAUACAUACGUAUAUAUUUAAGUAUAGCAAAACAUUCAAUAGCUAUGCGGUGCAGGUGAUACAUAUGUAUGUAAAUGCAUGCAUUAAUUAAUUGUGUUCUCUAUGUCUACAUGCACAUACAUACAUACAUAUGCGUACCUACUACAUACAUAUAUAUGUACAUACUUACAAAUUAUUUUUACGUCAAAUAUAUAAAUUAUCAUAUAUUUAAUUAUUAUACUUUAAUAUGUCUAACAUACUUAUACACGCAUAUUAGUUAUGUAUAAAUAAUGUGUGUAUUCAAAUUUGUACGCACUUACAUACAUACAUAUAUUUUUUAAAAAUCUUUAGGCCUAAGCACAUUUAAUCGUCUGCGUAAUUAUUUCAAAAACAAAAAAAAAA